Molecule: messenger RNA, 2355 nt
Organism: Postia placenta MAD-698-R-SB12
Lineage: Eukaryota; Fungi; Basidiomycota; Agaricomycetes; Polyporales; Adustoporiaceae
Exons: 11
Coding region: 1-2355 (784 amino acids)
Source: RefSeq, a predicted model, not a curated record
AUGAUAUGUGACCCAGGCGUGAUAAAAUUUGCAGAACUACUGCAAUGCGAGGCCUCGAAUGCGGCAUCUCGCUACCACUGGGUGUUCUUCGUGUAUGGCCCCCAGCUUCAUUCUGGGUACUCCUCCAUUCAAUGGGCUGCCAGGCCGGAAGGGUAUUAUGUCCGCAAGGGGCCCUUUGGAUGGCGCCCUUCCUUCAACUGGCGCUCUCGCCGCGCCACUCGCAAGUGGCUCGUCGGGUUCUAUUUGGAUGUAACCAGCCCUGCCUUAGUGGGCUGUCGGCGGGAUGGGGCACCUGGGUACUCGGGAGGCCGCAUGUGCGGCAGCGUGAGCGCUCCCCCCCGGGGACCUAGAUCGCCUCGCCCCCGGGGGAGGUUGCUUGCUCCGAAGACUGCGGAGAGUGCGAAUUCCCAAUGCUCCAAGUCACGCUACCUUGUGGUCAUGUUCAAGAAAUGGUUCCAUGAUACGAUUACGCAAGCCUCUUCCCCGAUGCGAGCACAGCGCGGAGGUGUUGUGCUACCAGAAACCGGCAUCCAUACAUUGCAGCGAACCUUGCAGAGGCGCAUUAGCCUGCUGCUCCAACGCCUGUAUCCAAUCGAAUUACUCGCACGACACACGUUCCUCAUCCCUGUGAACGCUACUUAUAUUGUCGACACGAGUGUGGGCGGUCAUGCUCGCAAGAUCACCACUGCAGCUCGUCCUGCCGACAGGCUUGCCGGCAACAGUGCGUCCAUCACCAGUGUUCGAGACCUUGUUCCGAGCCUUGUGUACCCUGUAUGGCGCAAUGCGCUUGGUCAUGUGCACAUCAUAAAUGUCCAGUCGUAUGUGGUUCAAUCUGUACACGCCUUCCCUGUGAUCAGCCAUGUCCGAAAUCACUCCGAUGCGAUCACUCCUGUCCGUCUGCGUCGCCUGGAGGAGAUCAAUCUUCAGUCGCACGACACCAGCAAGCGACUGCUCACCCUUCGAUGCGGUCAUAUAUUCACGGUUGAGACGCUAGACGGACACUGCAAUAUGUCCGAAUAUUACGACGUCGAUUCUACGGGACAUUUUGUUGCAACAAAGGCACCACCGGGUCCCAUAACCGCAUUGCGUUACGGAAGGGUGACGAAGCGCGCAACGCUCGACAUUCUGGAACAGAAUGUGGCAAGCAGCAUGUCUCACGCGCUCGACGGAGUCUCCUCUAGGAUAUGCGCGUUCAUCCCCCAAGUAGAGAACAUGCAAGCAGCCGCGAGUGGGCUGAGGAGUUUCGUAUACACCACUUCCGAACCGUCUGCCGAGCGCAGCACGGAGGGGAGACCGACAGAACCGCUUUCCCCGAGUCUUCUCAUGCCUGCCGCGAUGCAAUCCAUCCAUGGGCUCUCUCGCUUCGAGGCGGAGGCCUGGCACACAAUCAUUGCCGGCCUCGAAGACGUGUAUCGACAAACCGUGGAGGUGGCCACAACCCGAGGCGCGCAUGCCAAAGCGUAUGAGGCUGCCUGGACCACGCUCUACCGACUCGAGCUGGACAUCAUCGCUAGGAAUCCCGGGAGCACUUGGGAUGCACCAGAGCACCGCGCAAUGGAGGGCGUAAAGACCAAGAUCGGGCAGCCGCCGUACAAAGCCGACACGCGAUUCCAAGUCGAAGCGUACAUCCUCUCCCUUGAAGUGCGCUUCAUGCUUGCCCAGAUUGCCACGAGCCGUGUCGAGGCGCUCCGACUGAGCGCUGCAAGCCAGGAAGCAGUCAAGCACUAUCGACUGUGGUUGUCCUUCGUCGAGUUCGUACUCAAUUCCUGCAGCGCUGAUGCACGCAAAGCGGUGGGCAUUGCGCGAAAAUCGUCUGCCUCUCGCCAGCUGGCGCGAUGCACCGUAUACGUCAUACGAUCCGUCUUCGAGCUGUUUCGGAUCCGUCUCCUUGAGGAACGAGGCCGUCUUCUCAGGCUCGGUUCCUACGCACAGCCGGAGAGACAUAAUCUGGCGAACACAGUCAGGAUUAAUGCGACGAAGAUGGAGACUGCACUAGAGAAGCAUAGACAGGAAUACAUUCGUAGUCGCCCUUCGCAGAACAUGGAGGAACUGAAGAAAGAAGGUAUAUGGUUCCAGGACAACUGUGCCCGUAAGGUGCACUGCUGGCUGCAGGAAUGCAAACAGCUCGAAGAGUAUUUGCUUGUCGAUAGCCCGUACCAGCUAUUGUCUCUACAAGAGAAAGAAGAUAUAGUCAGGGCAUUCAACUUCUCACAUAGAGGCCAUUUUUACAACUGCGAGAAUGGACAUACAUUCGUCAUCACUGAGGCAUCAAAUACGAGAGCGACAGACUUCGAGACUAUCGCGGGGCAACAAGGUGCCCUGCCGGGUGCAUGGGGCUGGACGAGGGAUGCAUGA